AUGUUAUCCGGAGAAGGGAGGCCUCGACUUAUUUUCAAGGAUCGUGAUGGACAACAAAUGCGGUUUUUUGUGGACGCAGGAGGGAAUAUUGACUCAAACACGCGAAGGACCAGUAUUCGGAAGAUACAGCGUCGCGGAGGCCUCAUCGUUCUGAGCCCUUUAGAAGCCCAGUAUAUUAUCGUAUGGGACGAUACAUCUGAUGGUCAACUCUACGCACGUACCUGGUCUGGAGAGGGGAAAGUAGUCCUCACUCUUGAAUGGGUGAACAAGUGUGUCCGAGAUGAGAUUUUUCUUGGACCUACCAAUGAUUAUGGAGGGUGUAGGGUUAGCAUAACGGAUGGCGCCAUAAAACCUUUGGCCAAUGAGCAACCAUUCGAGGAUGAUGAAGAGUAUGUUCAUCGUAUUACUACAUGCCUUCCGUUGCCUCAAUCCCCUUUUCCAGGUCGUCCUUCCCCCUUCCCCCUUCGACAUCUAUUGUGCCUACCUCGUUCAUUCCUGUCGACCAGCUUGAACCCUCAGUGCAUGGCACAGACGUCACGGCUCGCCGACAUCUAUCGCCUCCUUUGCCCGUGA
Molecule: messenger RNA, 573 nt
Organism: Dacryopinax primogenitus
Lineage: Eukaryota; Fungi; Basidiomycota; Dacrymycetes; Dacrymycetales; Dacrymycetaceae
Exons: 3
Coding region: 1-573 (190 amino acids)
Source: RefSeq, a predicted model, not a curated record